AAGCUGCCAAUAUUCUGCUGCAAUUCAAAGUUGGCUGGGGGCCGGUAGUGAGACCUACUUCAACAAAACUUUGCUCCUCUUGUCUUCUUUUCUCCUGAUACCUUUUGAUGCUCUUCACAUGUUAUUUGCAUAGCAAAGGCACUAAGCUGUCCAGGAAGAAAGGGCACCCUUUCCACCCCCAAUAAGUCUUUUUUUUCUCCCUUCCUUUCUUUUUCCCUUUCCUUUCUUUUUUUUUUCUUUCUCUCUCUCUCCUUUUUUUUUUUUUUUGGCCGGGUGGGGGGCGCGUGCGGGAGAAAAAGGGGGUUUGCAAAGGCAGCAAACCAGGAUGAUAACCUGGUUGUAUUGAAGGCAUCUCUUUUUCUGCCAAAUCGCAAAGUCCGUUCUCUAAAACCCGGGUUAGCCAGACUAUAGGGUUUUAUUCUGGCUGCAGAAUAACUAACUGACUGCUGUGGCUUUGCAAAGGGGGGCAGAAAAAAAAAAGUUAAGAGAGGAGAAGGGAGUACGUGAGUCGUCCAGUGCAAUCUCUAUUGUUUGAAACUUACUUUUUAUCAGAAUUUGAAGAUGAAAACGCACAUAGGUAACCCUCCAAAAAAUCAUCCAGUUUGCUAAAUUAUGGAAAUUUUGUGGAAGACGUUGACCUGGAUUUUGAGCCUCAUCAUGGCUUCAUCGGAAUUUCAUAGUGACCACCGGCUCUCAUACAGUUCACAAGAGGAAUUCCUGACUUACCUAGAACACUACCAGCUAACUAUUCCAAUAAGGGUUGACCAAAAUGGAGCUUUCCUCAGCUUUACUGUGAAAAAUGAUAAACACUCGAGGAGAAGACGGAGUAUGGACCCUAUCGAUCCACAGCAGGCAGCAUCUAAGUUAUUUUUUAAACUUUCAGCCUAUGGCAAGCACUUUCACCUAAACUUGACUCUCAACACGGAUUUUGUGUCCAAACAUUUUACCGUAGAAUACUGGGGGAAAGAUGGGCCUCAGUGGAAACAUAAUUUUUUAGACAACUGUCACUACACAGGAUACUUGGAAGAUCAACAUAGUACAACCAAAGUGGCUUUAAGCAACUGUAUUGGGUUGCAUGGUGUUAUUGCAACAGAAGAUGAAGAAUAUUUUAUUGAACCAUUAAAGAAUACCACAGAGGAUUCCAAACAGUUUAGUUAUGAAAAUGGCCAUCCCCAUGUAAUUUACAAAAAGUCUACCCUUCAGCAACGGCAUAUGUAUGAUCACUCCCAUUGUGGGGUUUCUGACCUCAUAGGUGGCAACCCUUGGUGGCUGAAUGACACAUCUCCCCUUCCUUCUGCACCACCAAUUAAUGGCACACACAGACAGAAGAGAUCGGCAAGCAUUGAGCGCUUUGUGGAGACAUUAGUCGUGGCAGACAAAAUGAUGGUGUCCUAUCAUGGCCGCAAAGACAUUGAACAUUACAUUUUGAGUGUAAUGAAUAUUGUUGCCAAACUUUACCGUGAUUCCAGCAUAGGAAACGUUGUGAAUAUUAUAGUGGUCCGCUUAAUUGUUCUCACGGAUGAUCAGCCAAACUUGGAGAUAAACCACCAUGCAGACAAGUCCCUCAAUAGCUUCUGUAAAUGGCAGAAAUCCAUUCUCUCCCACCAAACUGAUGGAAACAUCAUUCCAGAAAAUGGGAUUGCCCACCACGAUAAUGCGGUUCUUAUGACUAGAUAUGAUAUCUGCACUUAUAAAAAUAAGCCCUGUGGAACACUGGGCUUGGCCUCUGUGGCUGGAAUGUGUGAGCCUGAAAGGAGCUGCAGCAUUAAUGAAGACAUUGGCCUGGGUUCAGCUUUUACCAUUGCACAUGAGAUUGGUCACAAUUUUGGUAUGAACCAUGAUGGACUUGGAAAUCCUUGUGGGACGAAAGGUCAUGAAACAGCAAAACUUAUGGCAGCUCACAUUACUGCAAAUACCAAUCCUUUUUCCUGGUCUUCCUGCAGUCGAGACUAUAUCACCAGCUUUCUAGAUUCAGGCCGUGGCAAUUGCCUUAAUAAUGAGCCUCCCAAGCGUGAAUUUGUUUACCCAACUGUGGCCCCAGGUCAGGUGUACGAUGCUGAUGAGCAAUGUCGUUACCAGUAUGGACCAGGAUCCCGCCAAUGUAAAUUUGGGGAAGUGUGUAGAGAGCUCUGGUGUCUCAGCCAAAGCAACCGCUGUGUCACCAACAGUAUUCCUGCAGCGGAGGGAACAUUUUGUCAGACUGCGACUAUUGAAAAGGGGUGGUGCUAUCAGGGAGAAUGUGUUGCUUUUGGCACUUCGCCCCAGAGCGUAGAAGGGGGCUGGGGUGCCUGGUCACUGUGGGGAAAGUGCAGCAGGACCUGCGGGGGAGGCGUCUCCUCAUCUCUAAGACAGUGUGACAGUCCAGCACCUUCAGGAGAUGGAAAAUACUGCCUUGGGGAAAGGAAACGGCAUCGCUCCUGUAACACAGAUCCAUGUCCUUUGGGGGCCCGAGAUUUUCGAGAGAAACAGUGUGCAGACUUUGACAAUAUGCCUUUCCGUGGAAAUUAUUAUAACUGGAAACCCUUUACUGGAGGUGGAAUGAAACCUUGUGCAUUAAACUGCUUGGCUGAUGGCUACAACUUCUACACUGAACGUGCCCCCGCAGUGAUUGAUGGGACUCGGUGCAAUAUGGAUUCGCUGGAUAUCUGUAUCAACGGAGAAUGCAAGCAUGUAGGUUGUGAUAAUAUUUUGGAAUCCAGUGUUAGGGAAGAUAAAUGUCGAGUCUGUGGAGGGGAUGGAAGCACAUGCGAUGCUGUUGAAGGGUUCUUCAAUGAGACGUCACCCAGAGGAGGAGGAAACUCCAUACUGUCUUCCACAGUGGCUGAACCAGUCUGCAUGCCCUCCAACAUUACAGGAAAGUUCCUAUGCUACCUGACAGUUGUGCAGAUACCAAGAGGUUCUGUUAAUAUUGAAGUCAGAGAAGUUGCCGUGUCACCUGCCUAUAUUGCUUUAAAAUCUGAAACAGAUGAAUACUAUCUUAAUUGUGGUUGGACUAUUGACUGGCCUAAGAAGUUUGAUGCUGCUGGGACAACUUUUCGCUACAAGAGACCAACUGAUGAACCGGAAUCCUUGGUAGCUCCAGGUCCCACCACGACAAAUCUCAUUGUCAUGGUUCUUUAUCAAGAAUCGUAUGAGGGAAUUACGUAUAAGUUCAAUGUUCCUAUCACUCGGACUGGCAGUGGAGACAGUGAUAUUGGCUUUACCUGGAAUCAUCAGCCUUGGUCAGAAUGCUCCACUACUUGUGCUGGAGGUUUCCAAAAACAGGAGGUGGUCUGCAAAAGAGUGGAUGACAGCUCUAUUGUCCAGGACAAUUACUGUGACCCUGACACUAAGCCACCUGAAAAGCGAAGACGCUGCAAUAUUGAGCCCUGCUCACCUGAGUGGUUCAUUGGAGAUUGGUUGGAGUGUAGCAAGACUUGUGGCGGUGGAAUGCGUACAAGGGCAGUGCUCUGCGUCAGAAAGAUGGGACCUUCUGAGGAGAAGACACUGGACUCCAGCGCUUGCUUAACUCACCGGCCCGUUGAAAGAGAGUCCUGCAACAACCUGCCAUGUCCACCUCAGUGGGUGGCUUUGGACUGGUCAGAGUGCACUCCCAAGUGUGGUUCAGGAUUCAAGCAUCGGAUUGUUCUGUGCAAGAGCAGUGACCUUUCUAAAACGUUGUCAACUGCAUACUGUCCACAGGAGAGCAAACCCUCUACCCGCAUGCGCUGCAGUUUGGGCCGCUGCCCUCCUGCUCGCUGGGUGACAGGAGACUGGGGCCAGUGUUCUGCUCAGUGUGGCCUUGGACAGCAAAUGCGGAUCGUGCAAUGUCUCUCCUACACUGGACAGGCAUCUAGUGACUGUCCGGAAACUGUGCGGCCUUCAUCGAUGCAGCAGUGUGAAAGCAAAUGUGACGGUACCCCUACUUCCAACACUGAAGAGUGCAAAGAUGUGAGCAAAGUGGCUUACUGCCCGCUGGUGUACAAGUUCCAGUUCUGCAAUCGAGCAUACUUCAGACAGAUAUGUUGUAAGACCUGCCAAGGACAGUGACCCACGGAAAGCCGGAGAGAGAGCCUUGUCAUUUCAUCCUGGAAACGUGUCCAUCACAGAGAGCCACCCGGAGGAAGAGGAUUGGUGUCCUUGCAGAUGCAUUACCCUGUGGAAAACGUAACCACUGGUCAGCCCUAGCUGACAGGAUUUCAAUAUUAUUUUAACUUCUGUGAAGUAGGAUUUAUUGAUCCAAAGUGCUGGACACAGUUUUAGGAGGGAAUGCCAGAUUGGAGAGAUCCAAACAACACAGGGAGACUUGCUUACUGUGGAACGUUUGUGUUCUUUCGAGUAAAUCCAAUAGCCUGUUUACCUCCUUGGACCAUUAAGAUAAUUUUUAUUAUAGACUUAGCAAUGACACUGAAUCCAUUUGUAUUUAAAACUGUUUAAAAAUGUAGCUGGUAUGACUUGGUCAACUAUGGAAGUAAAGAAGAUUCAGAAAUCUUAAAUCAUAGCUUAAAAAAUAUUUACUAUACUUUAUCUCACUACAACAGCACCACCAUUUAAAUUCUAAACUGGGCUUUAACCUGUAAUUUAAGGAGCAAUUAUAAAUCAAGACUAAUGAAAGUUUGUAUGAUUUUUUUUUCUUCCUUCUACUUAAUUUCCUUAGGAAUAAUCCCCCUGUUCUGAACACUGCUGUGAGCCAUAUAUAAAACUACAUUAAACCGAACGACAGUGAAGGACUUAGUUGAAAGCAGUGCCUCAGUUACUGCAGCUGUGUAGCUCUAUAAACUCAGUGCUAAAAGACUGUGGCCCGCCUGCCAUUGUGCAAGUGAAGCUGAGAUUCUCAUUAACACUUUAAGAGAAAAAACAUUUCAAUGUCAUGCAGAAGCCAGACCUGGGGUAUGGUAGAGACUCAAGUACCAGGUCCUGUGCUGCCAUCACACAGGGAUGCCUCAGCUCUUAAUAGGAGUCACUCCAACUCACUCGUGUUUACAGCCACAGAACGGCUUCUGCCCCACUGGGUGGCUGCACCUACACUAAGCUUACUGAGACGAUACCAGGCAAAAAAGAUAGACUGGCUCAGUAACAACCAGGCAGACCCUUUUGCUGACAGUUACGAUGGGUUCCAGAUGUCCCUUCUUUGAUAUGGCAGGAGGGCAUUUAUUUAUAUGGGAGCAAGUGUGUGUGUGUGUGUGUGUGUGUGUGUGUGUGUGUGGGCGCUUUUGAGUGUGUGGGUAGAUGAGUGUGCUUGCACGUAAACGUGCUAUUUCUCUGAGUUUAAAGUAGGCAAGGGAUAACAACCAAAGAAGAAAAACUCAUGAGGACUAGAGAUCACAAAGCGUAAUUUUAAUAGUCACUCAACCAAGUAUUUUAUAUUUUUUAUGGUUACUCUGAACAGCAACUAAAUGUGAAACCCAGUUUCUUGAGCAGGUCAGAUUCUAGAAUCAAAUCCACCUAAUUUAAAUUGACUAGCUCACACAUUCCCUAUCCACAAGUUUCACAUCAUGCUCAUCAAAACCCAUGACAGUGAAAUUUAAAAAGAAAGAAAGAAAGAA
Messenger RNA from Myotis brandtii (Brandt's bat), 5525 nucleotides. RefSeq names its product ADAM metallopeptidase with thrombospondin type 1 motif, 6 (gene ADAMTS6). NCBI's taxonomy places the organism in Eukaryota, Metazoa, Chordata, Mammalia, Chiroptera, Vespertilionidae. The coding region runs from base 613 to 4029 and encodes 1138 amino acids. The transcript is spliced from 26 exons. The record is from RefSeq and is a predicted model, not a curated record. Gene Ontology annotation, biological process: proteolysis; extracellular matrix organization. Gene Ontology annotation, cellular component: extracellular matrix. Gene Ontology annotation, molecular function: metalloendopeptidase activity.